AUGAAGAAUAAAAGCCAGAUUAGUGUGCCACAAAAUGGAGACGGAGAUUCUAAAACAGUGUGGCAGUGGAAGGGGGACCAGGACCAGUGGGAGCCGUACCCAGAGGCCGCCUGCAGAGACCUGGACUCGGCCGUGGCUGCAGGAAACGCCUCCUUCACUCUGAGCCUGGAGUCCGGACACGAAUACCACAUCGACCUGAAGAAGAUGUUUCAGAUCAACCCUGUCACGAAAUACAAGAGGAAGAUCCGCUCACAGGCGAUGAAGACAGAAACCACAAAUGCUGAACCUGAAAACAGAGUCGCGGCGACAAACGACCAAAACACAGAAGUUAAACAAGAAGAAGAAGAAGAAACGGAAAAACCUCCAGCACCAAAGAAACGCAGAGGACAGAGCAAGAGCCAAACCAAAACUAAAGCUGCUCCCAAAGAAGAAGUCAAGGCUGAAGUAACUGAAGUUGAAACGGUGAAGACGGUGGUGAUGAAGGGAAAGGCUCCGGUCGACCCAGAGUGUAAAGCCAAACUCGGAAAGGCUCACGUCUACUCUGAAGGAGAAGAUGUGUACGAUGUCAUGUUAAAUCAGACAAAUCUCCAAUUCAACAACAACAAAUAUUAUCUGAUUCAACUGUUGGAGGACGACAACUCGAAGUCUUACAGCGUGUGGAUGAGAUGGGGUCGAGUUGGAAAAGUUGGUCAAAACAGCCUCGUGGCCUGCGGCGGAGACCUGCCCAAAGCUAAAAAGAUUUUCAUGAAAAAAUUUGAGGAUAAGACCGAUAACGAUUGGGAGAACAGAGAGUAUUUUGAGAAAGAGCCCGGGAAAUAUGACCUUUUGUUUGUGGACUACAGCGCCAACUACAAAGAGGAGCCUAAACCAGAGCCCGCUGCUGCUGCUGUGGUGAAGAAGCCGUCCACGUUGGAUCCUAAAGUCCAGUCUCUGCUGGAGCUGAUCUGUGACCUGAAGGCCAUGGAGGAGUGUGUCCUGGAGAUGAAGUUUGACACUCGCAAGGCACCUCUGGGUAAACUGACCACGGAGCAGAUCAGAGCCGGAUACGCUGCUCUGAAGAAGAUCGAGGACUGUCUGAAAAGGAAGGGAGGCAGUCGAGAUCUGCUGGAGGCCUGUAACCAGUUCUACACCCGCAUCCCUCACGACUUUGGGUUGAAGACUCCUCCCAUUAUCCGCACAGAGGAGGAGCUGAAGGAGAAGAUUAAACUUUUAGAGGCUCUGAGCGACAUCCAGAUCGCGGUGAAGAUGGUUCAGUCCAGUUCGGGUGGAGAUGAGCACAUUCUGGACCAACAGUACAAGAGUCUGGACUGUGGUCUGCAGCCGCUGGAGGCCUCUGCGCACGAGUACCAGGUUAUUGAGCGAUACCUGCAGACCACGCACGCCUCCACACACGGAGACUACACCAUGACCGUCCUGGACAUAUUCGCUGUGGACCGAGCAGCAGAGAGCCAACACUUCCUCAAAGAUCUGCACAACAGGACACUGCUGUGGCACGGCUCUCGUCUCACCAACUGGGUGGGGAUCCUGAGCAAAGGCCUGAGGAUCGCUCCCCCAGAGGCCCCUGUCACUGGAUACAUGUUUGGAAAGGGGAUUUACUUUGCCGACAUGUCGUCCAAAAGUGCAAACUACUGCUUUGCGACUCGACAGAACAACGUGGGACUGCUGCUGCUCUGCGAGGUGGCUCUGGGAGACGCUAACGACCUCCUGGAUGCCAACUAUGAAGCGGACAAACUCCCUCCAGGAAAACACAGCACCAAGGGCCUGGGCCAGACCGGACCAGACCCGCGCAACGCCGUCACACUAGACGGUAUGACGGUCCCCAUGGGUCCUGGCGUUUCCACCGGAGCCGCCAACAAGAGAGGCUACUCCCUGCUCUACAACGAGUUCAUCGUCUACAACCCGUCGCAGGCGCGCAUGAGGUACCUGCUGCGCGUCCGCUUCAACUACUCCUCGCUCUGGUGA
This is a messenger RNA of Knipowitschia caucasica, 1962 nucleotides long. The record is from the annotation of a GenBank genome assembly. NCBI's taxonomy places the organism in Eukaryota, Metazoa, Chordata, Actinopteri, Gobiiformes, Gobiidae.